This is a messenger RNA of Maniola jurtina (meadow brown), 3170 nucleotides long. RefSeq lists its product as uncharacterized. NCBI's taxonomy places the organism in Eukaryota, Metazoa, Arthropoda, Insecta, Lepidoptera, Nymphalidae. The coding region runs from base 1 to 666 and encodes 221 amino acids. Gene Ontology annotation, cellular component: nucleus. The transcript is spliced from 2 exons. Gene Ontology annotation, biological process: regulation of transcription by RNA polymerase II. The record is from RefSeq and is a predicted model, not a curated record. Gene Ontology annotation, molecular function: DNA-binding transcription factor activity, RNA polymerase II-specific; RNA polymerase II cis-regulatory region sequence-specific DNA binding.
AUGCAACAAUUGCAGAAUAUGACCCUAUUUAUUGUUGCAGGUGGAAAUCCCAACGCCAAUCAACCGCAGCCACAGCCGCAACCACAACCUCAAGGGCUAAUCGUAGAGACGGGCAACGGCGCGAGCGUGCUGCAACUGCCGGCCACCACGCUCGAGCAGAUCCGGCACAUCGCUGCAGACCCCGGCGCUUCUACUCUACGCCUCCCACCACCCGCUAGCGAGCUCCCCGGGGGCGCCCGCGAGGCGGACUUCGAUCUCUGCUACGUUUGCAAGCAUUGCAAAGUAGCUUUCCCGUCAGCCGCUCCACUGCAGGUUCACCAGGCGCGCUCCUGCUACGCCGGCCGGGAGGCGGCGCGCGGCGUCAUACGAGUCGUGCAGCCCGCGCUGGAGUGCCGGACGUGCCCCGGGGAGCGGUUCCGCUCGUCGGUAGACUUCCGCCGGCACGCCGACACCGAGCUCCAUCUUCGCAACCUCGCUCCUCCUCCGCUGCCGCCCGUGCCGGAGCCGCUCUCCCACGAGAUGGAGGACGUCGUCAACCAGAUCACGCUCCUCGCCGCCCGCGCCGCACAGGACACCUCCCCGAAGGAGCCCAACGUCAACUUCUGCGUGCCCGGCCCGCGCUUCCCGCAGCCCGGCGAGCUUCCGCUCGCGAGCGCCGGCCAUUAAUCCUAACUAAGAAAUGUAUAGUUACUACUACUAGAGCCCCUCGCUCUCUCCGUUGUUCAACAACGCAACAGUUCACUAUUAGCUCUUAAUGCUUCUUUUCGUUGACGAAUGUCGCCGCGGAAGCGGCACUUUCUUAGUUAUACGUUUAAAGCUUGUAGUCGUGUAAGUGUAGGUUAAUUGGGAGCCGGCCCCGGUCGCGGGUUUUGUACGUGACGCAGAGGCCGGGCGGCUCCCCAGCCGCCGCCGCGCACUGGGAGGCGGCGGCGGCGGCCGGCGCGGCCGCGUCUCGACGCCGCACUUCAUAUCAUACGUUAGACAGGUUUUAUUAUAUACGUUUAUCGUUGCGGCCGCGCGAGCGCCGCGGCCGAGCCGGCGGACGAAUCUUUAACAUCGUCUCCCAGGUAAACAAGUUCCUAUCUUUAUGGCAUAUAAUAUUAUCGAUAUUGAUAAUUACGAUUUAAUUAUUGUUUAAAGCUAUGUAAUACAUACAUAUAAUCGUUCUAAUUUUAGGCAUAGAUACGUUCUCGUAAGAAGUUCCUGAUGCAUCGUAAAUGUAUGAAGAUAUAUAUACGUAUAUGAUUUUUUUAACGUGAGGCGAAGAUAGGUACGUAUGUUAGGCAGUAGUGCGGUCGUCCUCUCGCGCGGGUCUUACGCUCGAAACAAAGAUGUCCCCACAGAAUAAAAUAAACGCGACCCUCCGUAUUCGCCGAACGGCGGACAGCGACGAGUACCGCGCGUGCCGCAGGUGGCGGUAGCGGUAGCGGUAGGUACGAGACGUGGGAGGUGCGAGCGCUCGCACACUCGAGAGCCGCCCGUGGAGACGCGACGACACCGCGUAGGCUUAUUGGUAACGGUUAAUUAUAAUAAUUAUUAUUAUCGUAGCAAACUUUUCCAAAACGAACGAACUCGAAACUCGGGCUGCGCGCCAGCGCUCAGCCUACCUCGCAUACAAGUGAGUUUAUUUUGGAACUAAGUGUGAUUCUUGAAUUUUUAUUGAUAUUGUAACGAUUAUUAGUAGUGGCGUAAGUGAGUCGAAGGCGUGGAGUACAUGCGGGGCACGGCGCGGCGCGACGCCCGCGUUCGGCGCUCUCGCAUGUAUGUUCAUUACUUUAGCGUGUGCGUGGAGUCCCUAAUAUUUUCGAUGGCACAGAUCACGUUAUUAAAAAUAUUUUACAUAUUUACAUUUUAUCUAGUGGAGUGUAAUACGAUAUUUUAUCUACGAGCGAAUCCUACUACAACAUUGAGUUAGUUCUUUUAUAAAGUGCAAUGUUUUAUUCCACCGGUAGCCGGCGGUCCUUGUUAUGCUACGUGCAAUGGGGCGUGCUGCGCGCGCUGCGUCUCCCUCCGAUCGCUUCACAACUCUCUAGAGAUCUGCGCCGCGAGCUACAGUUACGUCGACAUGAGACAACCAUCACAUUAUUUAUUAAAAAGUUAAAACCAUCACGGAUUCAAUUUCACUUGGUUAAAAAAAUAUUUACUCUUUAAAAACCAUAUGAUUAGUCGUGAAUGAAGGUAUGAUGGAGCUUUUAAGAGUCGAGAGCAAAGAUUACUUGAGCGUAUCAUUCGCAGACGCAGUGCACGCACGCAGCGUUUCCGACGCGACGGCGCGCGUUUAUACUACAUGAUUAUUUUGUUUAUUGCGUUAAUAAGAUUAUAGUGUAUUUAUUAAAGACCCCUAUUGUUUGUUGAGGCGUCCGCAAACUCCACCGCGUAACUCGGAGAUAUUUAUUUAGUGGUUUGUAAUCGGGAGUAAGCGUACUCGUGAGUUGGUGAGUUGGUAGCGUGGGUGGAAGUCGGUAGCGAUGUUGUGUCUCCGCGGACGACAGCCCGCGGAAUGAAUCAUGGUUCCUAUGUAUAUUUCAAUAUUAUCGCAUCUAGAGUUUCACUAUACUUUCCGAAUACAAAUUUUAAUAUUUAAGAUUUAUUCGGAUUAGUCUGUUGUAUCUGCUACUAGAGGUGCCGCCACGGGGCACGUUGUUCGUUUAGUUGUACGGGCUGUUUUCAUUUGUUUCGGUAUUUUGUGUAACUGCACUUUUAUAUUAUUGUAUUACUUACCUGUGUAUUGAAAUUUUGUUAUUGUGAAAUUAUAAAAUAUAAUUGUCAUCGUCAUCCUCUAGAUGUAAAUGGUUACGAUAUAAGUUUACGAUCGUAAAAGGUAGCACUCGCGUCUAUCAUAGUUCCUAUACUGUAAUGCUAAAUUAUUUUGAAAUCUUUCAUAGUGAAAUAUACCGUUCCUAAUAAUUGUAUCGUGUAACAAAAUUUUAUGUAAAUUCGGAAAUAGACCAUGUGAAGUUUGAUGCAGUUUAUGUGUUUGUUCGAUGCCUGUUUAUUUGUGUACUAGCAUGUCAGUCUCUACGUUCGUUUAGCGCCUAGUUCCGUUACCUGCGCGUAGGCGCGGGCGCGAGCUACGCGUCUACGACGCUCGCCACCCGUAGCCGACAACAGAUUACGAAUACAUUGUCAAGUGUAAAUGGUAAAAAUAAACUCAAAGUUAGUUUAUCAGA